Molecule: messenger RNA, 522 nt
Organism: Lathyrus sativus (Indian pea)
Lineage: Eukaryota; Viridiplantae; Streptophyta; Magnoliopsida; Fabales; Fabaceae
Source: the annotation of a GenBank genome assembly
AUGUUUUCCAUGAAACCUUGGAAGUCCCCUGACCCCAACGAAUUUCCUGCGGGUUUUUUUUUUCCAGAAAUCGUGGGAGUUACUGAGGAGAAAAUGGUUUGUGUUAUGGAUACUCUUAAUAAAUUCUGUAGCUUAUCAGGCCAGGAGAAAGCGUCGUCAUUGUUGUUUGCUGGCCAAACUAUUCUUGCCAAAAGUGUUCUUGAGGCUAUACCAAUUUAUCCAAUGAUGACGAACUUACUUCCAAAAGCUUGUAUUAAAGAGAUUCAGAAAAUGCAGCGAAAUUUCAUUUGGGGGGAUACCACUAGCAGUAAGAAAUUGCAUGAUGUCAAUUGGAAUAUAGUUACUACUCUUAAGGAUCAUGAUGGUCUAGGUCUUAAAGACCUCGGCGCCAUGAAUGCAGUGUGUAUUAUGAAAUUGAGUUGGAAGCUUAUAAAUGAUGCUGAGGAUUUAUGGUGUAAUAUGCUAAAGGGAAUCUACAAGGAGGUGCACUUGUGCAAAAAUCCUAUAAAGAAGACAAUAUGA